UGGUGAAUUAUUUUUGCAGAGAAAUCAGUGUGGUCAAGCGUAGAAUCGGACAUGCCUGUGCUGUCAGUCGACUUCAAGAAAAUGGAAGAACUGUUCUGCCAGGCGCCUCCCCCCAAGAAAUCGUCGGCGGCAAUCGUCAAGAAGCCGCAAUCGCCCACAAUCAACAAUCGCCAAUCAUCGACGUCAAUCGUUAAUCUGCUGGACGACAAGCGCAGUUUUGCCGUCAACAUUUUCCUCAGACAGGUGAAGCCAAACGUCGAUUCGCUGAUUGAGGCGAUCAGAAGCGGGUCUGGAGUACAGACUGAGAAUUUGAGGGCUCUGAAACGAUUACUGCCCGAGAAACAGGAGCUAGCUGACAUAAAAGCGCACGCCAAAGACGACAACCUGGGAGAGGCUGAACAGUUUUUCCUGCGCCUGUCGGGUAUCCCCGACUACGAGCUGACCAUCCAAGCCAUGCUGCACAAGGAAGAAUUCGCGGAACGUUUCAGCGACGCCACAUCUCAACUGGACAACGUGCUCAGUCUAUGUGACUUUCUCAUCAACGACGCCAGCCUCAAGCAGUUUAUGACACUUGUACUGCAGCUUGGAAACUAUCUUAAUGCUGUGAGUAGCGUAGGAAAAUUUAGGGAAUGUUGUUUUUCACAGAAAAGAAAUAAAUUAUUGACAGAAGACAUGAAUGGUAGAGAGAUAACAUGAGUGGUACAGAGGUAA
Nilaparvata lugens (brown planthopper) is the source of this 711-nucleotide messenger RNA. Its product is annotated as inverted formin-2-like. The coding region runs from base 52 to 696 and encodes 214 amino acids. The transcript is spliced from 2 exons. The record is from RefSeq and is a predicted model, not a curated record. NCBI's taxonomy places the organism in Eukaryota, Metazoa, Arthropoda, Insecta, Hemiptera, Delphacidae.